This is a messenger RNA of Mauremys reevesii (Reeves's turtle), 1811 nucleotides long. RefSeq names its product leucine rich repeat transmembrane neuronal 1 (gene LRRTM1). The record is from RefSeq and is a predicted model, not a curated record. The transcript has a single exon. Bases 1 to 1566 code for a protein of 521 amino acids. Gene Ontology annotation, molecular function: protein binding. NCBI's taxonomy places the organism in Eukaryota, Metazoa, Chordata, Testudines, Geoemydidae.
AUGGAUUUCCUUCUUAUUGGUCUCUGUUUAAACUGGUUGCUGUGGAAGCCCCCAGGGUUGAUAUUGUGUACACUGGGUGUCUUUUUAAAAAUGCUUCCAGCCGUGAAUAGUGGGUGUCCACAGCUAUGUCGGUGUGAGGGCAGGCUUUUGUACUGUGAGUCAUUGAAUCUUACAGAGAUGCCUCGCAACCUGUCGGGCAUGAUGGGCUUGUCUCUGCGGUACAACAGCCUUUCAGAGCUGCAUGAUGGACAGUUCACAGGGUUAAUGCAGCUCACGUGGCUCUAUCUGGAUCACAAUCACAUUUGCUCAGUGGAGGGGAAUGCCUUUCAAAAAUUGCGGAGAGUUAAAGAACUCACUCUGAGUUCCAACAAAAUCACUCAACUGCCCAAUGCUACUUUCCGACCUAUGCCAAACUUGCGUAGUGUGGAUUUAUCAUACAAUAACCUGCAGUCUUUGGAACCAGAUCUGUUUCAUGGGCUGAGAAAGCUAACAACUUUGCACAUGCGGUCAAACGCCAUCAAGUUUGUGCCAGUGAGAAUUUUUCAGGACUGUCGCAGCCUGAAGUUUCUAGACAUAGGAUACAAUCAGUUGAAAAGCCUGGCUCGAAACUCUUUUGCAGGCUUGUUUAAACUCACUGAACUACACCUCGAGCACAAUGAUUUGGUGAAGGUGAAUUUAGCUCAUUUUCCAAGGCUCAUUUCACUGCAUUCUCUCUGCCUACGAAGGAAUAAAGUCACUAUUGUAGUCAAUUCCUUGGACUGGAUAUGGAAAUUGGAAAAAAUGGAUCUCUCUGGCAACGAGAUUGAAUACAUUGAACCUCAUGUUUUCGAAAGUGUACCUCACCUCCAAUCACUGCAGCUGGAUUCCAACCAGCUAACCUACAUUGAUCCAAGAAUCCUCAACUCCUGGAAAUCACUCACUAGCAUCAGCCUUUCUGCAAACAUCUGGGAUUGCAGCCGUAAUGUUUGCGCCUUGGCCUCCUGGCUAAGUAACUUUAAGGGUCGCUAUGACAGCAAUCUGCUCUGUGCCACCCCUGAAUAUGCACAGGGGGAGGAUGUUUUAGAUGCAGUGUAUGCUUUUCACUUAUGCGAAGAUGCAGAAGACCCAACAAGUGUUAACAUGCUAUCAGCAGUAACAAACAACAGCGACCAAAUGUUCACUUAUAGCCCUGCCACAAUAAUAUAUGAUGUGCAGGAUACUGAAGGAGAAAGAACAACAAAUGCCAUAACCGUAACUAUCCCCAAUGAAAACACUGAGAAUGCUGUUCAGAUUCACAAGGUGGUGACAGGGACCAUGGCACUGAUUUUCUCUUUCCUCAUAGUGGUUUUAGUGUUGUAUGUCUCCUGGAAGUGUUUUCCAGCCAGCCUAAGGCAACUCAGACAGUGCUUUGUGACACAGCGCAGAAAGCAGAAGCAGAAACAAACCAUGCAUCAAAUGGCUGCCAUGUCAGCCCAGGAGUAUUACGUUGAUUACAAACCCAACCACAUUGAAGGAGCCCUGGUGAUCAUUAAUGAAUAUGGAUCUUGUUCCUGUCACCAGCAGCCAGCAAGGGAAUGUGAGGUGUGAUUUUCUGUGGGAAUUUAAACAGUGUGCAACCAAAUAACAAUGGGCAGACAGUUGGAUGGGGGUUUAUUGUGCUUUUCUGAUGAUUUCUGAUGCACUUCUUUGCUGAAAUUGUAAGAGGAUCUGUCUAAAAGACUUGAUAUGUUAGCUUUAUUGUGUCUUAAAAUCUUCAGGACAGUCAGUCCUAACAUUUCAUAUGAUAAUAUUCCCUUUGAAGAUCUGACAAUAUUCAGGAAUCUGAGAGUGUA